GCUCAGUUUCUGCAGUUUACUGCACAUGGUCAGACACUCACACUGGACUCUAACUGACCCCUAAACCCUGCUGCUGCCAGACACUCCAACUGACCACACUGGAUAUUACUUUUUCACUUUGGACCCUUUUUUUGCACUUUUGUAUGGAUUAAUAACUGAAAGUAUUAAUAAUGUCGCUCCUAAACUCACCAGGCUCUUCUCUUCAUGGAAACCUUGAUGUAAAAUGGAGGAUAGUUUUGAUUGCGACUGCGGUGAGCUUGAGCCACCUGAUCACUGACGGAGAGCGAUCCUGCUGAAGUCGGCUAACUUUCCUGUUUUUGGACAGCCGCUUUGGAACAGGAGACGAGAAAGGCAAAAAAGGCUAGCCUAGUUAAACUAAACGUGUUGUGCUUAAUUAGCACGUUAGGAUAAUGCUGCUGCUCAGGACGAGUCAUACACUGAAUGUAUCAGCACUGUAAGGAUGCUAGUGCUGGUCGACACUUUAUUAUUUCAUUUACUCACAGAGAUUAUUGUUUAGCCCCCUCAAGUCCAUUCCAAUAUAGGCUGUUAAAUUAACAUUUUGAGGAAGGAAAGCAAGUUUGAAAAGGAAGCCCCUUUGUUUUAGAAGAAAAGACAGGCCCAAAAAGUUUUUAUUCUUUUUGUUUUGUUUUUUUUUUUAAAUGGUGAUACAUUCUGUUAACAUAUCAUAGUCCUUUUGCUGCUUUGCUGUGAGAAGGCUGUGAGGGGGGAGCACUAAAGCGCUCAACAGCGUGUGCCUCCUUUGCUUUCAAACAAAGAAUUUGCAGGUAGUUAUUAGGAUUUUUCAUUUUUUUCAAAAGGCAGAACAGAAGGGUUAUCCCUCUGUGUAGCGCUCAUCAGUCACAAACAGGGCAAAAAAACGGUGCCCUCAACAUAUCAAAAAGUAAAUCAGUUAGUCCGUUAUAACCGUGGCCAGUGGUGGUGCCGUUUCACAGAAUCUAAGCAGAUAUUUCCAAUCGAGAAUGGCGGAGAAGUUCGAAAGCCUCAUGAACAUUCACGGGUUUGACCUCGGCCCUCGUUACAUGGACUUGAAGCCGCUGGGCUACGGAGGCAACGGCCUGGUGUUUUCCGCUGUGGACACGGACUGCGACAAGCGAGUGGCCGUGAAAAAAAUCAUCCUGACGGACCCUCAGAGCGUCAAGCAUGCGCUUCGCGAGAUCAAGAUCAUCCGGCGGCUUGACCAUGACAACAUCGUCAAAGUGUUCGAGACGCUAGGCCCCAGCGGCCGACGGCUGACUGAGGACGUGACCUCGCUGACCGAGGUCAACUCCGUCUACAUUGUGCAGGAGUACAUGGAGACGGACUUGUGCAAGGUUCUGGAGCAGGGCCUGCUCUCCGAGGGCCAUGCACGCCUCUUCAUGUAUCAGCUGCUCCGCGGCCUCAAAUACAUCCACUCGGCCAAUGUCCUGCACCGAGACCUCAAACCCGCCAAUCUGUUUGUCAACACGGAGGACCUGGUGCUCAAAAUCGGAGAUUUCGGCCUGGCCCGCAUCAUGGACCCCCACUACUCGCACAAGGGUCACCUGUCAGAAGGUCUGGUCACUAAGUGGUAUCGUUCCCCUCGUCUCCUGCUCUCCCCCAAUAACUACACUAAAGCCAUUGACAUGUGGGCAGCUGGCUGCAUCUUUGCUGAAAUGCUCACAGGGAAAACACUCUUUGCAGGUGCUCAUGAGCUGGAACAGAUGCAGUUGAUCCUGGAGUCCAUUCCUGUGAUCCAUGAGGAGGACCGACAGGAGUUGCAGAGCGUUAUCCCCGUAUUCAUCAAGAAUGACAUGUCUGUACCCCACACACCGCUGGCCAAACUGCUGCCAGGGGUCAGUGCUGAGGCUCUGGAUUUCCUGGAGAAGAUCCUGACCUUUAACCCCAUGGAUCGGCUGACGGCAGAGGAGGCCCUGGCACACCCUUACAUGAGCGACUACUCAUUUCCUCUGGACGAGCCUGUGUCCUCUCAUCCUUUCCACAUUGAGGACGAGGUGGACGACAUCCUGCUUAUGGACGAGAGCCACAGCCACGUCUACAACUGGGACAGGUACCAUGACAGCCAGCUAUCGGAGCCAGACUGGCACCUACACAGCACAGUGGAGGCAGAGGAGGUCCAGCGCGACCCCCGCGCCCUCUCGGAUGUCACAGACGACGAAGAGGUGCAGGUGGACCCACGCAAGUACGCGGACGCCGACAGCGAAAAGUUCCUGGAUGACCCAGCGGCCUUCGACUUCCCUCCGGAGCGCUCGUGGCCUCAGUACGAUGACCAUCACGAGAACAAAUACUGCGAUCUGGAGUGCAGCCACACCUGCAACUACAAGGCAGUCUCUCCAUCCUAUCUGGACAACCUGAUCUGGCGGGAGAGUGAGGUGAACCACUAUUAUGAGCCCAAGCUUAUCAUAGAUCUGUCCAACUGGAAGGAGCAACAAAGCAAAGAGAAAGGAGACAAGAAGAGCAAGAGUAAGUGUGAGAAAAACGGCUUGGUCAAAGCUCAGAUCGCUCUGCAGGAGGCCAGCCACAACCACGGCCUCAGCCAGAGCCCGCCGGAGAAGGACCGCGAGCAGGAGAAACAUCAAAACCAAGGCUUCGAUUUCGACUCCUUCAUAGCCGGCACCAUCAGGCUAAGCCUUCAGCCCGAGCCCAGUCAGGUAGGCCUCUUGAAUGAGCUCAACACUUCUGUGUCCCAGCUGUCCAAAUCCGUCAGUCAGGAAAAGGACGAGAAGUGCCAGGUGAACCUGGCUCAGCAGGGCGGCCGCCCGCCAUGCCCUUGGGACAGCUACGGAAGUCCAGGGCCGGAUGAAAGUUACUGCCUAAUCGAUGAAGCGUGCUGGGACGCCCAAAAAGAAGGCAAUGUCGGAGGAGGUGGUGGAUAUACCAGCUACUUAGACCGCCUCUUCAGCAAGCGGGACGAAAGCGCAAUGAUCACGCCUCCUGAAUCGCCCGAAGAUUUCUCCCCCGGUGCAGAAAUCCCACUCUCCUGCACCCAAGAGGAAACCGCACCUGGUUUUCUCGCCCGAAACGGAGAAAUCGUUCUUGAGACGCUGGCCAUCCCUGGCGAUCUACCGCUGAAGUCGCUGCAGGCCACGCUCACGCCCACCACUCAUGUAAAAUGCUCCCCACAAAUCGCCCACAAAACCUACAGCAGCAUUUUGAAACAUCUGAAUUGAGCAAGUCCAUUUUAUUAAUAUUAAUAUUGAAAUAAUAAAGUGGUCAUCGGAAAUCCCUCCCGCCCCUUCCAAAAAUGCCACCUGUGGCAAGUCAAGCAGGAUCUCUUAUUUUUUACAUGGUUAGUGCAUUAUUUUCCCUGAAUUAUUUUGUAACUUUUACUGUAUGGUUACUUUUUAUGAUUUCUCUUUUUUUUUUUUGGUAAUUGUAUGUAUGAUGAUGAUGAUGAUUAUGAUUAUUAUUAUUAUUAUUAUUAUUAUUAUUAUUAUUAUGAGUAAAGCUCAUGACCUAAGAGUGGCACUCUGUGUCUGUUGACACUUCUUGGCCCCCUCCCAUGCUUAAUUUUCAAAACUGUUCUAUUUAAAUAAAGACAAACAGGAAAAGAAAUAAUUAUACUUAAUAAAAAAAAACUGGCAUGCCAUUUGCACACGGCGUACUGUAGAUUCAUAUAUAGAGGAAAAAGACAAGAAAGGCUUAUAAGGAACACAAUAAAGAGAGAACAGGGGUAUUUAAUGCAAGCAGAGAGAAAGUGAGGGAGGAAGAAUGCACUAAACGUGAGGGAGACGUUGUCACUGACAUUUCUGUCUUUCUGGCCAAGAAACGAAAAAA
Molecule: messenger RNA, 3774 nt
Organism: Colossoma macropomum (tambaqui)
Lineage: Eukaryota; Metazoa; Chordata; Actinopteri; Characiformes; Serrasalmidae
Gene: mapk6
Product: mitogen-activated protein kinase 6
Exons: 6
Coding region: 981-3167 (728 amino acids)
Biological process (GO): cell surface receptor signaling pathway; intracellular signal transduction; protein phosphorylation
Cellular component (GO): cytoplasm; nucleus
Molecular function (GO): ATP binding; MAP kinase activity
Source: RefSeq, a predicted model, not a curated record